GGGAUCCUCGCUUCGGCCGCCGCCUGCACUCAGCACUGUAGUAAGCUAAAUAUUCCCAGCUGCUAGAUGGAGACGCGUGGAUGACCUCUGGAUAACCUGCUACCCAUGACCCAUAUUCCCCGAGGAAGGCUGUUUGCAGCGUGACUCACCACUGGCUGUACUGUAACAGUGUAACCCUAGAGCUCGUUUUCUCCGAGUCAACUCCCGACAUCGUAAGCCGAGCUAUUUCACCUCAAUAUCUACCAGACCUGCCAGUGUCCGAGUCGUAGACGUUGGCACGGUCGGUUCGUUGAUGCUUCUCGAAGGACCCCCAGCAGUAGGGAGACAUCGAGCGUGAAAUUAUGUUCUCACUGGACGUUCUCGGAGGUAUCCUCGCCGCCGCGUCGCUCGGAUAUGCCGCUCACUAUGCCGUGUUCAAACCGUAUGAAUCUCUGGCCAGAAACCCGGGAUGGCUGGCCACUCUCUUGCUACUCGUGCCAGCGCUGCCCGCAGCCAUGCUCCGAGUCCCGACAGGCUCGACUCUGCUAGCCUUGCUGGUAGCGUAUUGCACAUAUUACUCUUCAAUUCUGCUUGCUACUGCUGCAUACCGCCUGUCGUCAACACAUCCCCUAGCGAUCUACCCCGGGCCUUUGCUGUGCAGAAUGACGAAGUUAUGGAUGGUGUACCAGGCAAAUACCGGGAAAUCACACGAAUUCAUACGGAGUCUACACGCCACAUAUGGUCCUGUCGUUCGCAUCGGUCCCAACGAGCUCUCGGUAGUAGAUGUAGAUCUGCUACCCCGUAUCUUGGGCCCGGAAGGCAUGCCCAAAGGACCUCUAUGGGAGGGUCGUCGGAUCUCGGGUAAGAGAGGUGCGGGCGCGAAGAACAACCGCGGGAACCUCAUCGGGAACCGCUACAAGGACCGUCACGCAGAAGCUCGCAAGACAUGGAACCGCGCAUUCGCGCCUGCCGCUAUGAAAGACUACGAACCUAUUCUCAUCCGGAGAGUCGCACAGCUGGUAGACGAGUUGAAGCACAAGGGCACGGCAGCGCCGGUUGACCUGUCACUAUGGUUGAGUUACUGCAUCUUUGACUUCAUGGGCGAUAUGGUUUUCGGAGGUGGAUUUGAGCUCAUGCACGAAGGAGAUCGAGACGGCAUCUACCGUACAAUGGUCGCGGGUCUACAUCUGCCAGCUCUGACACAGCAAGUCCCGUGGGUAGCACCAGCGCUACCGUACGUGCCCUGGAUUGGCAAGCAUAUGAAGGCUCUUGGUCAAUUUGCAUUUAAAUGUAUCACCAAACGAUUACAGGAGGGUUCCGUCACAAACGAUCUCUUCUAUCAUCUUCUUGACGAGGUGCCAAAUCCGGAGAAGCAGACACCGUUCCCGGUCAUCAUGACCAACGCAGUCACGGCGAUGCUUGCAGGGUCUGACACGACCGCAGUUGCCCUGUGCAAUGCCUUCUACUGUGUGCUCGCCCAUCCGGACGUCUACCAGCGUCUCCGUGGGGAGAUCGACGCCGCAUUUCUACCCAGCGCCGGCGAGCCCGUCGACGCGGCGAAGCUCGCGAGCCUUGUGUACCUUAACGCCGUAAUUAACGAGACGCUCCGCCUUUACCCGUCUAUCCCGACUUCCCUGCAGCGCGCGCCCCAACCUGGCACAGGCACGCACCAGAUCAGCCCUACCUUCGUCAUCGACGAGCGCACGUCUAUCCUCAUCCCGCCAUACGUCCUUCACAGAGAUCCACGCUACUUCUCUCCUGAUCCCGACCGGUUCUGGCCCGAGCGCUGGCUCCACAGGGACGAUCCUACCGUCGUUACGAACGCGAGCGCGUUCAUUCCCUUCUCGAGUGGCGCGCCGAACUGCGUGGGGCGACCCGUCGCCUUACUGUCGAUGCGCAUGGUGCUCGCGUGGAUGGUGCGGAGCUUUGAGAUGAGCCUGGCGGAGGGGUAUGAUGUGAAGCAGUGGGAGAAGGAUUUGAAGGACUACUUCGCGUUUCAGAAGGGUGAGCUGCCGGUGGUGUUGCGACCACGUUUCUAGUCUCUGUCGGAAUAUUGAUGGACGCUCCGACGACUGGGGCACAAUGGCGGCUUUACAUAUAAUUGCGUUUUCAACGGUUGCGCAACAGAAGGCAGUUAACGGACAACGUCGCAGAUGACCCUCCAGGACAAUAUGAUUCUGAACGCAUCCUCCUGGUCCCUCCAGGCCCGUCUCUUAAGCUUGAAUGCGAGCAUAUCGUUGAUUUCCUGUAUACGUAGCAUGUCAUUGUAUAAUACAGUCAUGUAUACACUAAAGUAGCUAAGUCAGUGA
This is a messenger RNA of Rhodofomes roseus, 2288 nucleotides long. Its product is annotated as cytochrome P450. Gene Ontology annotation, molecular function: heme binding; oxidoreductase activity, acting on paired donors, with incorporation or reduction of molecular oxygen; monooxygenase activity. The coding region runs from base 342 to 2018 and encodes 558 amino acids. The record is from RefSeq and is a predicted model, not a curated record. Lineage: Eukaryota; Fungi; Basidiomycota; Agaricomycetes; Polyporales; Fomitopsidaceae. The transcript has 9 exons.